GGCGGAGAGGCGGAGAUGGUGCCGGGCGAGGCGGCGCCGCCCGGGCCGGGCUCGCCGCGGGGCAGCGCCGAGGGGGCCGCGGCGGGCAGGAAGCAGCGCGCGGCCGCCCGCAGGAAGGCCUUUUCCCUGUUCGUCAAAGCCAAGGAGGUGCCGGCCGCGUCGCGGUGUCCCGGCGGCGGAGAGGGCGUGCGGUGGCGGUGCUGCCGGCAGGCGUUCGAGGAGCUGCCCGGCAUCCACAGGCACGUGGCUCUGCACCACUCCGGAGACGUCGGGCGGCAGGCAGGGCUCGGUGCGGCGCCGGCGGAGGCCGGAGGCAGCCCCGCGGGCAGCGCGGCCCGGCCGAGCGGGCACUCCUGCACCAACCCGGAGAUCUCCUGGGCGCUCCCGGACACAAGCCACGUUAGCCAUGAUGAUCUGACAAGCCAGGUGGGAGAAGUACUUCUCUAUUACUGUUACUGUGAGGUGAAAGAUCCAGAGAAGCUCUGUGCUUGGCAAAAGGCUUUGUGUCAGCAUCUACAUCUCACUGGCAAGGUACGAGUUGCUUCAGAAGGGAUUAAUGGGACAGUUGGUGGAAGCAAAGUAGCUACCAGUCUCUACAUUAAAGUUAUGCUUUCCCAGCCUCUGUUCAAAAACAUUUUGUGUCAAGAGGAUUUCAAGAGCAGUGCAGGAGGAGCUCACUGUUUCCCAGACCUUCGCGUUGGUGUAUUCAAAGAAAUUGUACCUAUGGGUGUUGAUCCAAAGAUAGUGUCUUAUAAGGAAACUGGAAUCCAUUUAUCCCCUCAGGAAUUUCAUAGAGAAGUAGAACAGUAUUUGUCUCAGGCCAGUCAAGGACAAAGCGAUACCAUCUUGCUGGACUGUAGGAACUUCUAUGAAAGUAAAAUAGGACACUUCCAGGGCUGUCUGGCUCCAGAUAUCAGGAAGUUCAGCUAUUUUCCCAGCUAUGUAGAUGAAAACCUGGAGCUUUUUAAAGAUAAGCGUGUCCUGAUGUACUGCACCGGAGGGAUUCGUUGCGAAAGAGGCUCUGCUUACCUCAGGAGCAAGGCAGUGUGCAGAGAGGUUUACCAGCUAAAAGGUGGAAUUCACAAGUACCUAGAAGAGUUUCCAGAUGGAUUCUACAGGGGGAAGCUGUUUGUAUUUGAUGAUCGUUACGCCAUUUGUUCCAAUGAAGAUAUCAUCUCAGCAUGCAGAUACUGUGGGGUGCUGUGGGACCAGUAUAAACUUUGUUCCAGUCAGCACUGCCGGCAGCUUGUCCUGACGUGUCCAAGUUGUUGCAACAAAGGUCUUACAGCUUGCUGUCCUGUUUGUCAAGAGAAGGAGCUCAAGGUGACUUCAAGGGCUUCAGGACAGACACUUAAGGAGGAAUGUGAGUGUACAAGGAGACGGCCAAGGGUACCAAUUGAAAAUGUCUCACCAAGGAUGCUGGACACAGGGAAAGAUUAAGCUGUUUAACUGGCUAAUCUGGCAUGUGCUCAUGUGAAGGGCUUCCGUAACCAGAUCUCUAUUUGCUAAUCAGUUAGGUUUGGAAAUUAUGAAAAUAUGUUGGCUUGGAAAGUCCUGUUCAUAUGCUGCCUUUAAACAUAGAGUAUGCCCUCAAAACCAUCCAUUACUUGCCUGUAAAUUACCAGAGUGCCCAAUCCAUCACCAGCACUACAGGAUUACUCUCCCUGGGUACAGUCUUGUAGUGUGGCCUUUACUGUGGGGAUUUUGGAGCAGAGUAUCUGCAACAUGACAGAGCUGCUCACAAUUCAAAAGAAACUGAAGCAACUUAAGAACAAUUCAAUUUUUUUCUUCCUGCAUGGAGAUCAACCUGUCUGACCUCUCCAAGGAUCAUGCAUCUGCUUCAACAGCUUGUAGUAAGGUGUGCAAACAGCAGAUUUAUUAAUUUGGUGUAGGUAUGUGCCCAGAUUAGAUCCUGAAGAUAUAUUCCACAUGCACACCAUCUAUCUGAAUCUUCUGCUUUAUACCAGUGAGAAGCAAGGCAAAGUUACCUGAAAUUACUGACUUAACUCUCCUGUAGAACUGGCUGAAGGCAGUAUAAGGAGCUGGAGCAAAGGUCCAGAGAUACUGUUUGCCCAGCCAUACUAGUUGUGACCUGUAGGAUGAACAGCAAACCCAGUCUUCUUUCCAGUGCUCAGUCUCCCUGGGAACUGUUUUUUCCCCUCAACUUGUCAGUGUAUGAAAUAUGCAGGGCUCAGCUCUGCUUGCACUAAAAAAACCUGACAGCUUGAAGCAUGUUGAAACAGGCACACAAAGAGGGGAGCACAGAGACUGUCACAAUACCAGCAUCAUGGCACUGGAAGUGAUGCAUGUAUGCAUAAAUGUCAGCAACAGCUAUGAGAAGACUGCAAGAUCCUUUAUCCACGUUAAAUAAUUCAAGUUCUGGGGAGCAUUUGUGCUUUUUAAACAUGAGUUAAGUUUUUUAAAAGCUGCAAGAUGUUUAUGCAAUUUCCAGCACCUGUCAGUGGAGAAAUUGUCUUUGAAGGGACCUACAGCAGAUGAGCUUAAAAUACUGCCCCACGUGCUGUUUUGUGUGCCUGAUGCUGUAGAAUGUACAGAAAGGAUUUAUUAAUAGUGUGGAAGAUGUGUCUUGACAGAAAAAUGUCUUUGAACUUUACUGUCAUUCUGGGAACUAAACAGUAAGUCAUUAGGACAUCAAAGUCACUGGGUUUGGAGUUUUUUUACUGGCAAAUGAUUUUAAAAGCAAGAAAACAGUUUUUUAGGUUUCUGCAGUUGCUUAAUAACAGUGAUAUGUUAUUUUCAUAUAGAUUGUAACUUUCUCCCAUGGUGCUAUUAAUUCAGCAAGGCCUCAUUGUUGGCUUGACUAGCAACUUAAAUACAUGGGCAUUGGUUCCAUUAAACCGAUGACAAACAUUUCUUCUUUCUUCCAGUAUUGCUACCAUGAAAUCAACUGUCCUCAGGACAAUUUCAUUAAUGAGGCAAAACCCUGAAUCUUAGGAAUAUUUCCUUUGGGAAUCUUUCUAAGAUAGUAUUUAAUAGUAAAUCUCUUAACAACCAGUCCUUGAGAAGAAAUUGGAGAAGUCCCAUCAGUAGACACCUUCAGCACAAGUCUGAUUAACCUGUGUGGUUUUGAGAACUGGAGUAUUUGUGAAGAAACAUGCAAGCUCUACUUGCAGGUCUGGUCUAGAGCACUGAUGGGAUCCUCCUGUGUUAGGCUAAAAAGAACUCAAUAUUGUAAUUCAGUCUUAUCAGCAGGUCUGUAACACUGUAAUCAAUUUGUAAUGCUGUUUCUGUAUCACUUAUCAGUACAGGAUGGCAACAACUAUGUUUUAUAUGUAAACUUCUGAAACAUCUAUGAUAAAUAACCUUUAGUGC
This is a messenger RNA of Corvus hawaiiensis (hawaiian crow), 3333 nucleotides long. RefSeq names its product thiosulfate sulfurtransferase like domain containing 2 (gene TSTD2). The coding region runs from base 16 to 1440 and encodes 474 amino acids. The transcript has 9 exons. NCBI's taxonomy places the organism in Eukaryota, Metazoa, Chordata, Aves, Passeriformes, Corvidae. The record is from RefSeq and is a predicted model, not a curated record.